Camelus dromedarius (Arabian camel) is the source of this 2289-nucleotide messenger RNA. It is a transcript of the gene HS3ST4, whose product is annotated as heparan sulfate-glucosamine 3-sulfotransferase 4. Lineage: Eukaryota; Metazoa; Chordata; Mammalia; Artiodactyla; Camelidae. The transcript is spliced from 2 exons. Gene Ontology annotation, molecular function: [heparan sulfate]-glucosamine 3-sulfotransferase activity. Bases 134 to 874 code for a protein of 246 amino acids. The record is from RefSeq and is a predicted model, not a curated record.
CACUGGGCACUAUUCUAAGUAACUGACCUGCAUUAUCACACUCAGUCUUCAUAAGGGAGGGACUCAUUGACUCUAUUUUUUUAGAUGAGAAAAUUGAGAUUCAAAAUGUUGGUUAAGUAACUUCCUCAAGGUGAUGUGGGUAGUCCGAAUUCUUAAAUCAGGCACAUCUGGCUCCCCCAAACUGUGUUCCUUAACCCAAGCCCUCCAAAGGACACAGUUCCAUCUGGUGAAAGUCAGAAAUGUGAUGCCUAAGACUUUGGAUGGCCAGUUAACCAUGGAGAAGACGCCAAGUUACUUUGUGACAAACGAGGCCCCCAAGCGCAUCCAUUCCAUGGCCAAGGACAUCAAACUGAUCGUGGUGGUGAGAAACCCCGUGACCAGGGCCAUCUCCGACUACACCCAGACACUGUCAAAGAAACCCGAGAUCCCCACCUUUGAGGUGCUGGCCUUCAAAAACCGGACCCUGGGGCUGAUCGAUGCCUCGUGGAGCGCCAUCCGGAUAGGCAUCUACGCUCUGCACCUGGAGAACUGGCUCCAGUUCUUUCCCCUCUCUCAGAUCCUCUUUGUCAGCGGCGAGCGGCUCAUAGUGGACCCCGCCGGAGAAAUGGCCAAAGUACAGGAUUUUCUAGGCCUCAAGCGUGUUGUGACUGAGAAGCAUUUCUAUUUCAACAAAACCAAGGGGUUCCCUUGCCUAAAGAAGCCAGAAGACAGCAGUGCCCCGAGGUGCUUAGGCAAGAGCAAAGGUCGGACUCAUCCCCGCAUCGACCCAGAUGUGAUCCACAGACUGCGGAAAUUCUACAAACCCUUCAACGUGAUGUUUUACCAAAUGACUGGUCAAGAUUUCCAGUGGGAACAGGAAGAGGGUGACAAAUGAGGCUAGAGAUGUGGAGGGAAGGCUAGGGAAGAGCGGGGGUGGCUCCUUACCUGAGUCCCGCAUCCCCCAGGGUCUGCAGCCUCAGCCUUGCUGGAGUGCCAAGUAGAUUUCUGAUCUCCCCUUUUGCCCAAUCAGGAUUGCUGUUGGCUUAGGCAAACGGAUGGAUCCCAUGGCAUGCUCAUGGGGGUACCAGGCCUGCCUGGGUUGCAGUAGCUGGUUGACUAGAUGGCCACCAGAAUCCAUGGUGAAUUCUUGUCUUCUGCUGGUUAAUCAGGUCUGAAGACAGGAUAAAUAACUGUCAAGGUCAGAGACAGGGCCAUGGAUGUUUGUUUAAGUGAUUAAAAAAGAAAGGAAGGUCUGCUUUUGGCUGAGGGCAGUUGAAGGGGGCUCUCACUUUAAUUUGAGAAGCCUAAGUUCUAGCUGCGUAUCUGGCAAAGGCCCCUGCCCCACCAGCCUCUCACCAGAAUACUGAUUGUGGCAUCUCACCAGGAUUCUGAUUGUGGCUAAAUGCCCUAGGACUCCUGGGGAGCAAGGUCCUCCCUCUAAGGUGUCUCUAGCCUUCUCCUUAAAGGUCUCAUCCCACAACCCUUUGACUUCCUCUCUCCUCACCUUGGGAAGGCAGAGGCAUGCACGCUCCUCACCGAAAACAGCUGACGUCCCUGCAAGCGGUCUUUCUGAUAGCCCUCUAAGGGGGCGGGGGGGUGGGGCUCUCUCUUCAUGAGCAUCCUGGGUUGUGGAGAAGCUUAGCACAUGCCCUCCUUAGGAUCAGGCCCACAGAGCUGGCCUCAGAGUAGUGUGAGUUCAGAGCCCUGAGGCUGGUAAAGAGGAAUGCCAUCUCUGGGAGUGAAAAAAAGAAAGCCAAUCCUCUUGGUGGGUGGUGUCCAUGCCUGAAGACCCUCAGAGCCCUCGGUUCUGAGACAGGUUAUCAGAGUGGGCUCCCGCAGGGUUCCCUAGAAGGUCAAGGACCAGAAAGUUGGCAUGCCUUUUGAAUAACCUUUAGCAAUGCAACAAACAGGGGCUCGGUCACCGUUCUUCUGUUUGCCCCAUCCUCUCCCCUACUUGGUCAUCUCCUGCUUCAUUUGCUCGAUUCAGAGAUGACACCUAUUGGGGCAGUGACAAGAGGGCUGACUCCAUCUGCCAGAGCCAGUGUGUGGGGGUGGGGGAGGGUAAGGGCCGUCCGCAGACACCCCCAUCAAGGGCUGCUGAAUAAAAUGUCCCUUCCCAUUAGUCUGAUUCAAUGAAAAUGCACCAUUUGACGUAAAGCACUCUUCACAGAUCUCCAAAACCAGGAACUGUUCGAGUAAAAUUGGAAAUAUGUAUGAGUAGGGGGGAGUGAAAUGUGUUCAGCUGUUAUUAAACUGUCAUUUCUCCCACUAAAUGGAAACUGUGUUGUUAUAAAGCUUAAUGCAAUCUGA